This is a messenger RNA of Musa acuminata subsp. malaccensis (wild Malaysian banana), 1295 nucleotides long. Its product is annotated as tricetin 3',4',5'-O-trimethyltransferase-like. Gene Ontology annotation, molecular function: protein dimerization activity; O-methyltransferase activity; S-adenosylmethionine-dependent methyltransferase activity. The record is from RefSeq and is a predicted model, not a curated record. Lineage: Eukaryota; Viridiplantae; Streptophyta; Magnoliopsida; Zingiberales; Musaceae. Gene Ontology annotation, biological process: methylation.
CUUCUUUGUGUCCCAACUUAUAAGCCACUCCAACUGGCAAUAUGCAGGCCGCCAAGGACGUGCUGCAGCUGACGGCAGAGGAGGAGGAGGAAGCGCGCCGGUUCGCCAUGAGGCUCGCCUUGGGCUACUGCCUUCCCUUGACUCUUAAAGUAGCCAUCGAGCUGGAGCUCCUCGAGACCAUCGUCAAGGCCGGCCCCGGCGCCAUGCUGAGCCCCGCUGACAUCGCGGCGGGGCUACCCACCGAAAACCCUCAGGCGACCGAUAUGGUGGACCGGAUGCUCCGCUUGCUCGCCGCCAACGGCAUCCUCAGUUGGUCUGUCGAGGCCAGCGGCGUCGAUGGCCGCCCCACGUGCAAGUACGGUGCGGCGCCUGUCUGCAAGUACUUGACCAGGAACGAGGACGGCGUGUCCAUGGCCACUUUGACCUUGUUGGUCAAUGAUAAGAUCACCAUGGAGUGCGGUUACUGCUUGAAGGAUGCGGUGUUGGAGGGCGGCAUCCCGUUCAAGAAGGCUCACGGGAUGACGGUGUUCGAGCACCACGGCAAAGAUCCACGGUUCAACAAGUUGUUCAAUGACAGCAUGAGGAACCACUCCACCAUCUUGAUCAAGCAACUGCUGGAGACCUACCGCGGCUUCGACGACGUCAAAGUGCUCGUCGACGUCGGCGGCGGGACCGGCGCCACGCUCCACAUGAUCACCUCGGGGCAUCAGCACAUCAAGGGCAUCAACUUCGAUCUCCCUCACGUCAUAUCCGAUGCACCACCCUACCCAGGUGUAGAGCACGUCAGUGGCGACAUGUUUGAGAGCGUUCCGAGUGGAGGAGACGCCAUCUUCAUGAAGUGGAUUCUUCAUGACUGGACUGACGAGCAGUGCGCCAGAAUACUGAAGAACUGUUGGAAGGCACUUCCAAAGAAAGGGAAGGUGAUACUUGUGGAAUACCUACUUCCCAUGAGUCCGGAGCAAUAUUCAAACUCGCAAGGCAUCUUUGAACUGGACAUGGGAAUGAUGACGCACACUGAAGGAAGAGAGAGGACACAGGAAGAGUUUGAGGCACUGGCGAAGGAAGCAGGCUUCGUAGGAUUCAAAGCCACUUACAUAUCUAUUUAUGCUUGGCUCAUAGAGUUCACCAAGUAGAUCAGAUCCAAAAAAAACUCAAUAUCAUGUCAUGUGCUGUGCUGUGCCGCUGAUGUAGUAGCAGAUAUUUGCUUUUGUGUUUUGCUUCUGGCUCUCUGCUCCACUGGGGGACCUCCGAAUUAUCAGUUUGGCUAUGGUAUCAAAUUAACACCGCUAUAAUAA